ACCGCGAUUAUGUUCACUUGGUGCUUUAAAUUGCUGGCACUGCUGGCCAUCUGCCACUGCACAGUGGCCAAGUUGCCGUCGAGCAUAACGCCCUGUGCACGUGAUGAUCCCCAGCUGGAGCGCUGCAUCAUUGCUGCCGUCUACCAGGUGCGACCCCUCUUGGCGCAUGGAAACUUGGGCGAUGGCUAUACGACCCCACCGCUGGAGCCACUCGCAUUGGACAACAUAGAGGUGGGGCGCAGCAGUCAGUUCCAGGCCGUCUUUACGGAUAUUGAGGCUUCUGGAGGCAGCAAUUUCGUCAUAGAUCGAUUAAUUGCAAAACCCGACGAAAUUUCGUAUGAUCUGUGGUUGACAUUGCCUCGCAUUGACUUCAAGGGCAAAUACUUCAUGCGUCUGAAUCUGCUGCUCCUGGACAUCAAGGGCAAGGGGAACAUGCGGGGCUUCUGCGAAAAUGCCAAGGCCUCUGUCAAAAUGCGUGGCGCGCGCUAUCUGAAGAAUGGCAAGGAGUAUAUCAAGUUCACCAAAAUGUCAAUGCGUAUUCAAUUUAAGGACUUCAAGCUGCAUCUGGACAACCUGUUCAAUGGUGAUCGCAUAUUGGGAGAUGUCGGCAAUACCCUGAUCAAUGAGAACCAGAAGUUAUAUAUGAAUGAGAUAGUGCCCGGUCUGGAGCGCGGAUUGUCGCAAAAGUUCCUAGAAGUGGCCAACGAAAUACUGGCCACGGCCACUUUUGAUGAAAUGUUUCCGCCCAGUCGCACCGUUGUAAACAGUCCGGUCGGCGUGCCAGGACCAAGCAUAUUUGAGCCCAGCUUCCAAUCAAAGAAUCCUGCUGGUGGUAUCUUGGAUCAGCUGCCGCUACUAACCCCACCUAGACGUCCUGCUUCACAGAUUCCCGCCGGCGGCAUUUUGGAUAUAGACCCAAGACUGGGCAGCUGAGUCUGUUAAUAUCAAGUUUGUUCUUUUUUUGAGUUGAUUUUUUUA
Molecule: messenger RNA, 978 nt
Organism: Scaptodrosophila lebanonensis
Lineage: Eukaryota; Metazoa; Arthropoda; Insecta; Diptera; Drosophilidae
Gene: Jhbp10
Product: protein takeout
Exons: 4
Coding region: 10-933 (307 amino acids)
Source: RefSeq, a predicted model, not a curated record